This is a messenger RNA of Penicillium daleae, 786 nucleotides long. RefSeq names its product putative NUDIX family hydrolase. Gene Ontology annotation, molecular function: ADP-ribose pyrophosphatase activity; ADP-glucose pyrophosphatase activity. Bases 1 to 786 code for a protein of 261 amino acids. Lineage: Eukaryota; Fungi; Ascomycota; Eurotiomycetes; Eurotiales; Aspergillaceae. The transcript is spliced from 3 exons. The record is from RefSeq and is a predicted model, not a curated record. Gene Ontology annotation, biological process: nucleoside phosphate metabolic process; ribose phosphate metabolic process.
AUGUCGAUAUCGACCUUCACUCUGCCCUGGUCCGACCUGCGCAUUAACAGCACGCCAGAUCUAGCCCAGGAUGAAUUGCUAGCCUUCCCCGCAUUCAAAACGUGGCUUUCGACUUUGCAGAGUUCGCUUGCUCGCCAGUCGAAUCCAUCACAUGAGUUUCAUGGCGAUCCAUACGUCCUGCGACAAAUUGACGUCCAGGCCGUGGACCGCUUUGGCGGUGGACGCCUAGGCUUUGUCAAAUUAAAGGCCGACGUCUCGAAUGGACAAGGGGAAAAGUUACCAGGGAGCGUAUUCCUUCGCGGGGGGAGUGUAGGCAUGCUUCUUAUUUUACAACCAGAUGACAUUCCCUCGUCGCAGGAAGAAGGGACACGCGCUAUUCUAACCAUCCAGCCUCGUAUCCCUGCUGGGUCUCUAGCAUUUGCCGAAAUCCCAGCUGGCAUGCUUGAUGAUAGUGGGACCUUUGCUGGCGGGGCAGCCAAGGAGAUUGAAGAAGAGACCGGUCUGCAACCGAAGCUUUGGGGAAAUGGUGAAACCCUUCAGAAAGCGAUGUAUCCUUCUGCUGGGGGCAGCGAUGAAUUCAUUCCAUUGUUUUUAUGUCAGAAGCGCAUGCCUCGAAAGGAUAUCGAGGAGCUGCAGGGCAAAUUGACUGGGCUGCGAGAUCAUGGAGAGAAGAUUACGUUGAAAGUUGUUCCGCUGGAGGAUCUGUGGAAGGAAGGAUUGAGAGAUGGGAAGACGUUAGCUGCGUGGGCGCUCUACAAAGGGUUGAAGGAAGCUGGAAAGAUUUAA